Molecule: messenger RNA, 945 nt
Organism: Fragaria vesca subsp. vesca
Lineage: Eukaryota; Viridiplantae; Streptophyta; Magnoliopsida; Rosales; Rosaceae
Product: CASP-like protein POPTRDRAFT_820933-like
Exons: 3
Coding region: 40-621 (193 amino acids)
Source: RefSeq, a predicted model, not a curated record
AAGCCUGCAGUUUACUUUUGCUUGAGUUUUAUUUUCCGGAUGUUGUUGAUUGCUGCCUCGACAAUUAGCGCUGUGACCAUGGCGACUAGCAAUGAUACCGAAGAUUGGUACGAUCUAGGGACUGGCUGGACUGGCUAUUCCAGCUAUGCAUCCGAUUCUGUCAAAUUCACUGAUUCACCCUCAUUCAUAUAUUUUGUUGCAGCAUUGUCUGUGGCGGGGUUUUACGGCAUCAUUACCAAGUUAUCUACUUGUUUACUCAUCUGCUUAGCGCCAUCUUCAUCAAUAAUGUUGGUUAUCUUUGCGUUUUUUGAUGUGUUGAUAUUGGGGACAGUAGCCUCAGCAACUGGGACUGCCGGUAGUGUUGCAUACAGCAUAUUCGUGGGUGAUCUUUGCUCUACAUACAGCCGCUUCUGUCGACAUCUAGGAGUUGCCUUGGGGUUCGCCUUAUUCGCCUCACUUUUGCUUGUCAUUCUUCUAUGGACCUCCCUCAUUAGUCUCUACAAAAGGAUCCCCAAACAAACCUUUGAGACAUCACAACCUCUUGCACAGUCUCCGUUACAAACUCCACCACAAGCGCAGACGACCUUAAUUACAGACUCCACCACAAGCACAAGGAACUGAAACAUAUGCAUAAAAGUAAUGCCUCCCUUACCUGUGCUCCGGCCAAAAGCAACUUGUAUUGUGUGUUUUCAGAACUGUUUGCUUUGUCACGUAAGGUUGACAUUUUCGCUAUCUGCUUAAAAAUUUGGGAUAGAUGAUAUUGUCUACAUGUGGUAUCGUCGUCGGAGCUUUUUGGGUGUUAAAAACUCGUGGGUUUGAUUCGUUUGAAUACCGUUUGUUUUGCUGGUUUGCUAGGUUCAUGUGAAGAAAUGUGCGAUAGCAUAGUUAAUUAACCUAAUGAAGCUUUCUUGUAAAUGUAAAUACUAUGCAUGUUUAUCCUUGGAG